UUAGCCAAAAUGUUAGGAUAUCGUUCGCCGCGUGCCCUGAUCUGUUGCAAGAGUUGUACAGAUCAUCACAAAGCAUGGAUGAUUCUUAAUAUAUUUCUUCAAGGUACUGUAGAUGAAAUAUUGACAACAUAUAUAAAGUAUUGUACCAAUGAACGUCAAACUCCAUCUGUCACUGGACUGUACCAAUACAUAUCCAUUAGUAAAGACAAAAAUUUCCGGUUUUUGUGCGAUGCAACUUUCAAUAUCGUUUUAGCAGUAUUUGUUUUCAGGUCCGGAGUUCGUAGAAAUAACUCAAAAUUUAUUAUGGCAGGUAAAAGUAAGUUCAUUAAACUAUUUUAUGGCUUCAAUCAUACAUAUUACCAGGAAAUAGUAUACAGAGACCUUAAAACAAGAACAUUAGCUCCACAGGAAGUAAAAGAGUUUUUGGAAAAAACUGAAUCUUUCUCUGUGUCUGGCCAUGAAAGCAAAGGCGAAGGUGGUGAUUUUGUUCUAGAGGCAGUUAAUGGCAAAUCAAAGCGCUGGUUGCCACCUGGAAUACCACAGCACCAGCAUUGGUUGCAAGUUUGCAGAAAUUUGGACUUGCUUGAUAAGAUUAGAGAAAACACCUUCAAAGAAACAGGAAUGAACGAAGAAUCUAAAGGGGUAUAUCAGAGAGAUAUAGAAAAGGAAAUAUUAGAAUGGCGUGUGAAACUUCGAGCUUCAGGAUAUAUUAGCAAUACAGCAGAUGAAAAUAGUUGCCAUAUAUCUGUAUCUGGUGAAAAUUUAGAUAAAACGCUUGUUUCAUUUGAGAGACAAUGCAACACGAAUAUAAAUGAUUAUUACAAUGAAUUGAUCAAAGGAGGAUUACCUGGAAAAGGUGUUUCCUUAACGCCCGUUUUUACUACUCCAUUGGACAGAACUAAAUUUCACGACAUUAAAAAAAAAAAAAAAAUUACAGAUAAGUGA
Messenger RNA from Mercenaria mercenaria, 945 nucleotides. RefSeq lists its product as uncharacterized. Bases 10 to 945 code for a protein of 311 amino acids. The transcript has 3 exons. The record is from RefSeq and is a predicted model, not a curated record. Lineage: Eukaryota; Metazoa; Mollusca; Bivalvia; Venerida; Veneridae.